AGCGACAUUCUCGUGCAGCAGCCAAAGCGUGAACUAGAGAUGACAGCACGAAAAAAAUAAAUGUCUAGUCUGCCAAAUCUUAUUGGAUUCUAAAUUCUUCUGGCAACUAAUUGGAUUACUGACUGCUGUUGCUAUUGCUGCUGCUGCUGCUGCUGCUCGCUGAUAACAAGGAUUUCAGGUUGUGUUAAUGUGAGAAGAGUUUCUACACAAAUGGCCAACUACAACGUUGAUGAUAUGGGAUGGUCAGAUGCCCGGAACUUGUUGCGAAAGUGGCGCGACGAUAAUGAAAGAAAGAGUGACGAUGUGAUGCAGCUUUGGGAUAAUGUGCUGUCCUCCAAACAGAGCAAGCUCGGCAACGAACGGCACCUGGUGCUGGAGCAGGUAAUAAUCGCUGCCCUCGAUUGCAACCGCAUCGAAACGGCGGAACACUGCGUCAGUAUCCUGUCGGCUGAGUUCCCCGGCAGUCUGCGCAUACAAAAGUACCGAUCGAUGCUGCUGGAAGCACUGGAACGGUACGACGAUGCGCUGGACGAGCUGGAGCAAAUCAUACGGAAGGACGAAACAAAUGCUGCACCGCGUAAGCGUAAGGUAGCCAUCCUGAAGACGCAGGGCCGCACCGCCGAAGCUAUCAAAGAGCUUUGCGAUUACAUGAAAGUGUUCAUGUCGGACCAGGAAGGUUGGCAUGAGCUGUGCAAUUUGUAUCUGGCGGAGGGCGAAUAUGCAAAGGCGGCCUUUUGCAUGGAGGAACUUCUGUUGCACAAUCCGCACAGCCACCUGAUUCACCAGCGAUUGGCCGACAUACGGUACACGAUGGGUGGUAUCGAAAACAUCGAGAUGGCCAAAACGCACUACUGCAAAGCGGUAAAGCUGAACGUUAAUAAUCUGCGGGCGCUGUAUGGUUUGUUUUUGUGCUGUGGCCACAUUUGCAAUUCGAAGGCCGUGGUGGCAAAGCGGAAGGAAGCACAGAAGCUAGCUCAAUGGGCAAUGGCACAAAUACAGUCGCGAACACAGCCGGCCAAACAGGAUACCAAAGGUGCCAUCAAAUCGGGCAAAAGCAGAACUGCGGGAGGCGAUGACGAGCUGCAGGCACUCGAGCAAGCUUUCGGUGGCCUGGAAGUGGGAAAAGUAGCCAAUUGAUCUUUUUUUUUUUAUCACGGCUCAUAAUAUCAUUUUUAUCCUAUUCAUCGGACGGUUUCCGUCGUCAGCAUUUUGGAGUGUCCCGUGGAGUGGAGUAGAGAACGCAGAGUUAAUGAUUGGUGACGGCAAUAGAACUGCGUUGAAUCAGCUGAAGCAUUUCGAAGCAGUAAAUAAAUGAUUUAUUGAUUGAA
This is a messenger RNA of Anopheles stephensi (Asian malaria mosquito), 1328 nucleotides long. RefSeq names its product ER membrane protein complex subunit 2-like. Gene Ontology annotation, biological process: protein folding in endoplasmic reticulum. The transcript is spliced from 4 exons. Gene Ontology annotation, cellular component: EMC complex. The record is from RefSeq and is a predicted model, not a curated record. NCBI's taxonomy places the organism in Eukaryota, Metazoa, Arthropoda, Insecta, Diptera, Culicidae. Gene Ontology annotation, molecular function: protein binding. The coding region runs from base 211 to 1137 and encodes 308 amino acids.